Molecule: messenger RNA, 3864 nt
Organism: Oryctolagus cuniculus (rabbit)
Lineage: Eukaryota; Metazoa; Chordata; Mammalia; Lagomorpha; Leporidae
Source: RefSeq, a predicted model, not a curated record
UAGUAACCCCACCAACUGCCUCACAAUCGGCGGCCGGGCACAAAGAAACCUGGCUGAGCAGCGGUGAGCCUGUCCCCUUUGGACGACUCUGCGCCCUGUACCGGAGGGGAAGGCCUCGGUUGUCCGCGUCCGGCCGCCCUUCUCCACAGCCUUGCCCCCUGGACGAGCCUCAGAGGCCUCCGUCGUCCCUUCCGAGGUGUCGGGGCUUUGCCCCAGCCUCCAUCUUCGUCUCUCAGGAUGGCGAGCAGCAGCGGCUCCAAGGCCGAGUUAAUCGUCGGAGGGAAAUACCAACUGGUCCGGAAGAUCGGGUCUGGCUCCUUCGGGGACAUUUAUCUGGCGGUUAACCUCACCAAUAGCGAGGAAGUGGCAGUGAAGCUGGAAUCGCAGAAGGCCAGGCACCCUCAGUUGCUGUACGAGAGCAGACUCUAUAAGAUUCUUCAGGGUGGGGUCGGCAUCCCGCACAUACGCUGGUAUGGUCAGGAGAAAGACUAUAACGUGCUGGUCAUGGAUCUUCUGGGACCCAGCCUCGAAGACCUCUUCAGUUUCUGUUCAAGGAAGUUCACAAUGAAAACUGUCCUUAUGUUGGCUGACCAGAUGAUCAGCAGAAUUGAAUAUGUGCAUACAAAGAAUUUCAUACACAGAGACAUUAAACCAGAUAACUUCCUCAUGGGCAUUGGACGGCACUGUAAUAAGUUAUUCGUUAUUGAUUUUGGUUUGGCCAAAAAGUACCGAGACAACAGGACCAGGCAACACAUACCGUACAGAGAAGAUAAAAACCUCACUGGCACUGCGCGGUAUGCCAGCAUCAACGCACACCUCGGUAUUGAGCAGAGUCGCCGGGAUGACAUGGAGUCGUUAGGAUACGUUUUGAUGUAUUUUAAUAGAACCAGCCUGCCAUGGCAAGGACUGAAGGCUGCAACAAAGAAACAAAAAUACGAAAAGAUUAGUGAGAAGAAGAUGUCCACUCCUGUGGAAGUUUUAUGUAAGGGGUUUCCUACGGAGUUUGCCAUGUACUUAAACUACUGCCGUGGGCUGCGCUUUGAGGAAGCUCCAGAUUACAUGUAUCUGAGGCAGCUCUUCCGCAUCCUUUUCAGGACCCUGCACCACCAAUACGACUACACAUUUGAUUGGACAAUGUUAAAGCAGAAAGGAACACAACAGGCAGCAUCUUCCAGUGGGCAGGUUCAGCAGCCCCAAAGCCCCGCAGGCAAGCAAACCGACAAAGCCAAGCAUAACAUGAAAGGUUUCUAACAGGAUUGUGGAACAGAAGAAGCCGAGCGGAUGACCCAAGCAGCAUGUGUUUCUCCCCAGUCUAGAAAUUUAAUUCAUAUAUACAAUAGCCGGUGGUUGGGGAUAACCAUUUACUUGGUGUAAAAAAACCUAAUUUCAUUAUAAACUGGCUCUGGGCAGCAUUGAUGAUGCUGUAUCCUGAGUUGUAACCAUUGUAAUUGUGAAUAUUAACUGAGAUAGUGAAAUAUGGUGUCUGGUUUUCUGUUAACAUUUUUUUUUUCAAGUGGAAAAGUUAACUGGUUGACGUACAGAAAUUAGUGGAGAAAUUGUGCACAUGGCAUUUUUUAAGAUCCUUUACUUUCAGUUCUGUUACCUUGAAAUCUCGUUUCAGAGGAACGGUAUGAACGGUCUUCAGCCUCAGUUGUGGUGGUUGUAAAUUCUCACAAUUGUUCAUUCUUAGGGUUUUUCCACCCCAGGAGUUUGCAAGUUGUUCAUUUAAAACAUGUUUGAAAUGGUUAGCUUCUUGUUUGCAAAUGAGCUGAUAUGGUAGCAACCAAAGAUUCUGGUGUUUGAGCAUACAAAAGACUGCCUGCUUACCUGUGCUAGAAAUAACAGCAUUUAAAGUGAAGACUUAAAAAAACUUAGUGAUAGUCCUUAGGACUCUGCAUUAACUCUAUAAUGUUCUUAGUUGUUUUUUUUUUUUUUUAAAAGCAUAUUUGCCAUAGAAAUUUAGUUAACAAAUUACAACUGGACAUGUAUAUAUGUUGCUUAGAUAAAUGAAAUUGUUUUAAAUAUCUAUAUGACCUGGGAUUUUAUUUUUAUUUUAAAGUUGGUACAUUUUUUGUUUAUAAGUUCAUUAAAAACUAAAAACUUUCUGUAAAAAAAUAUAUAAAACUGGAGUCUAUUAUGUUAACUGAAUAUUUCCAUGCUGAAGACUUCUUUUGUAAGCAGUGAAGUCAUAAAAGAAAAUUUAGCCUUUUUUUCAGUAUAUUUUUCCAAUACAACCAGGCUGAGGAUAUCAUAUAGUAUAAAAAUAUAGGCAAUGGACAAGUAGUUGAGAGGAGCUGGCUUCUCAUUUUACUUUUAUCACUGCUUUUAUGAGUGAUGGAAAGCAAUAUAAGGCUUGGGGCUGGCACUAUGGUACAGUGGGUUAAAUAUGCUGCUACCUACAAUACUAGCAUCCCAUCUGAGCACCAGUUCCAGUCCAGGCUGCUGCACUUCUGAUCUGGCUCACUACUAAUGUGACUGGGAAAGCAAUGGAAAGCAAAGGCCUGAGUGCUUGGGCCUCUUGCACCCAAGUGGGAGACCUGGAUGGAGUUCUAGGCUCUUGGCUUCAGCCUGGCCCAGCCCUGGCCAUUGAAGCCUUUUGGGGAGUGAAUCAGGAGGUGGAAAACCUCUCUCUUUCUCUGUCUGUCUCACUCACCAACCUGCCAGCUCCCCUCCCCCAGCCCUGUAACUCUGCCUUCCAAAUAAAUAAACAUAAAUUUUUAAAACAAAGACAAUAGAAGGCCUGUGUGUUCCUCAUCUAUAAACAUCAGCAAUAAGACCUUACCUGUCUACUGGUUCUGAUGAUUAGGUUAAGGAAUACGCAUUGAAAUAUGUUAUAUAAGUAUAAAUUAUUGUUACUAUUAAUUGGAGGUUUUGCCAUUGCUUGACUUGAAUGAUGAGUUUGCCUAAGCAUGAGAAGAUUCUCUUAUUAUAUUGCUUAGUAAAGAUAUCAGGCCUUAUCUAAUUACUUAGAAUAUUGGACUACCCUUUUACUGGGCUACCCCUUGACAUCCAAGCAUAUCAUCUCUUGUUAUGCAUCCGUUCUUUUUCCUGGACAUUUUCCUAUGUCACGCUUUAACAGUGGAUCUGAUAAUAUUUUUUUGAAAUCCCUGCUUUUUAGGACAUGGCCACAAUGCAGAGAGGGAACCUAGAGCAGGUUCAGGAAAUUUCUUCUCCUUUCUCUCUCCCUCCUCCCCUCCCUCCCUCAUUUUCUUCCUUUUGUUCAACCCUUUUAGGCCUUUUUACUCUCAAUCUUAAAUUUAUAUAAACAUUCUCCUGUUCUGAUAUUCUACAGGCAAUGUUAUUUGCUUUUGGAGAAUUAAAUUAUUUUCUUUAGAGAAAAACAUUGAGACUAGUCUUGUGCACUGUUUCCUAUAAAUGUCUUCUCUCCACUGUUACUAUGAAGAUAUCCCAGGAUAUUGCUCUUCAGUCUUUUUAUUUUUUGUACGUUUGGUCCUUGAAUACAUAUAACCAAUAUCAUUACCCACAUAAUGUUGAGUCACCUCAAUAAAACAUGAAUGGGAGUUACUAGUCAUGGAACAAAAGUUGCUUAUUAUUUUCCCCAUGAUGUAUUGACUUUGAAGUUCUAGUUGUGUACAUAAGAGCAAACUCUGCCCAUAUCAGAUAUUUGACUUCAAUGGAAAAGAUAAGUAGUUUUCAAAAGCUGAAUACUUGAUAGCUGGAAAGUAUUACCAGUAAUACUGUAAAUUCUAACAGAAUAUAUCAGAACCAUAUAUGCUGGAUUUUUUAGCCUCAGCUUUCAGGGUUCCAUUCUGUUUUCACUAUAAAUAUAGUAUCUGGAUUUUAUUUUUCAAUUUUACCUCCAAACAUAUUAUUUAUCUGACUUUCAUUUGAAAUAGUUUUAUA